AUGGCGGAGUCGACAAGGCAUAUACCGGAGUGCUGGGGUCAUCGUGGGGCCUCUGCUGCGUUCCCCGAGAACACGCUUGCGAGUUUCGAGCGCGCCAUCCGGGAUGGUGCUGAGGGGAUCGAGAGCGAUGUCCAUGUUUCGCUCGAUGAUGUAGUUAUAAUGUUCCAUGACCCGACCUUGGAUAGGACGACCGAUGGGCAUGGGAAGAUCAAGGAGCAGAAUUGGUACGGGUUCAAAGGCAUGCAGUACCUCCGGACACUCAAGGGGCCACAACAAUGUAUUCCUACGUUUGCGGAGACGGUCGAGCUGCUCAUGAAGCCCGAAAACCGGCAUGUUACCUUCGACAUCGACGUGAAAGUGUUCAACGAACCCCUGCACCUCUUCACUCUCAUGCACGAGGUCAUUUCGACGCAGCCGAACUGGGAGGUCGACCUUGCGCCUCGGAUCCUGCUCGGCCUGUGGCACCCGCGUUUCAUCCCGCACGCGAAGACGAUCCUGCCGUACUGUAAACGCUCAUUCAUUGGAGUCAGCAUGGCAUGGGCGCGGGAGUACUUCUGGGAGAGCUGCGAGGUGUUCUCGAUCAACUUCAGCAUUCUUGCGACCUGGGAGGGGGCGCGGUUCAGGGAGGAAUGUAAGCAGGCUGGCAAGAAGGUGGCAGUGUGGACGGUGAACGACCCUGCGCAGAUGCUUGAGGCUGUUCAAUGGGGCGUGGAUGUCAUCCUCACGGACAAGACCAAGGAUUGGCUCGAUCUGCGCGAGACGCUGCGAACCGACUACGACAAGAUCAUGGAAGGCCACAGCAGCACGUUCUUGUGGACGUCGCCGCGGUACUACUUCCUAUCGCGCAAGCUAUGGGAGACCCUGGCGUCAUACUACCUCCAGAAGUUCGGUGGCCCGGCCAAGAAGGUAGACGGAUUGGAGGACACCCCCGAUACGGCUGUCCCACCUGGCAAAGCCGCUGCCGUGAAGGCUUGAUUCGAGAUGACUCCGUGGGUCACCAGAGUGCGCUAUCGCCACGAUCAUUCCCAUCUCCUCGUGUACACCGGACUGUUUGGCGCCGUGUCUUGUAGUUUGUUUUCAUGUACGGCAGAUACCUAGAUAUUUUGUAGAGCAGUGCAGGAUGUGUGAGGCAUACCCGAAAUUGAC
This is a messenger RNA of Dichomitus squalens LYAD-421 SS1, 1146 nucleotides long. RefSeq names its product PLC-like phosphodiesterase. Lineage: Eukaryota; Fungi; Basidiomycota; Agaricomycetes; Polyporales; Polyporaceae. Gene Ontology annotation, biological process: lipid metabolic process. The transcript is spliced from 8 exons. Bases 1 to 975 code for a protein of 324 amino acids. The record is from RefSeq and is a predicted model, not a curated record. Gene Ontology annotation, molecular function: phosphoric diester hydrolase activity.